This is a messenger RNA of Aphanomyces astaci, 387 nucleotides long. RefSeq lists its product as hypothetical. Lineage: Eukaryota; Oomycota; Saprolegniomycetes; Saprolegniales; Verrucalvaceae. Gene Ontology annotation, biological process: proteolysis. Gene Ontology annotation, molecular function: dipeptidyl-peptidase activity; serine-type exopeptidase activity. The transcript has a single exon. The coding region runs from base 52 to 387 and encodes 111 amino acids. The record is from RefSeq and is a predicted model, not a curated record.
CAACCAUGACGGGAACCCCAUCAUACUGUACACAAUGACGGCGAGGACGAGAUGGACAAGAUGCCCAAGGGGUACGUUGACGUGCUCGCCAAGCAACACAAGGCCAAAGCUGUCGCGUCGGAGCAUCGAUUCUACGGCCAAAUCACACCCAAGAACGACCUGUCGACGGAAACUUUGCGCUUUCUGACGUUGUGGAAUCAAGCACUGGCCGACGUGAACCACUUCAUCCACCACUUAUACGACGGAACUCACGACCAAAGGCAGCCCGUGGAUCGCCGUGGGCACGUCGUAUCCUGGCGCUCUCUCUCUGCGUGGUUUCGUAUCGCGUAUCUCAAUGCAACUGUCGCGGCGAUUUCAUCGUCGGGGGUUGUGAACCCCUUUCUCUAG